AUAGUAGGGAUUCAUGGUCUUGGGGGAAUAGGUAAGACUACAAUUGCAAAGGCUGUUUAUAACAGGAUUUUUGACCGUUUUGAAAGAAGUAGCUUUUUAGAGAAUGUUAAAGAAAAAUCUAGGACAAUCGAUGGCAUAAUACAACUACAAAGGACACUUCUUUAUGAGAUCUUGGAAGAUAAAGAUUUGAAGGUGGACAACAUUUCCAAAGGGAUCAAUGUGAUAAAGGAAAGACUUUGUAGUAAAAGGAUUUUUUUAAUUCUUGAUGAUGUGGAUAAAUUGAAACAAAUAGAAAACUUGCUUGGAGAAUUUAAUUGGUUUGCUUCUGGAAGUAGAGUCAUUAUAACAACAAGAGAUGAACACUUGUUAACCAUUCUUGGAAAAGUUUGUACAACUUAUAAGGUCAAGGAAUUAGACAAACAUGAAGCUCUUCAACUUUUUGAAGAGCAUGCUUUCCUGGGAAACAAACUCGAGAAAGAUUAUUAUGAACUUGCAAACCAAGUUAUAAAUUAUGCCAAAGGCCUUCCCCUAGCUCUUGUAAUAAUUGGUUCUGAUUUGUGUGGAAGAUCUAAACUUGAAUGGAAAAGUGCAUUAGAUAAGUAUGAAAAAAUUCCCAAUGAAGAUAUUCAAGAAAUACUCAAAAUUAGUUAUGAUGGAUUGGAAGGAACCGAACAAGAUAUUUUUCUUGAUAUUGCAUGUUUCUUCAAAGGAUGGCACAAGGAUCUUGUUGUAAAUAUAUUAGAUGCCUUUGAAUCAUAUCCAAAUUCUGGUAUUUCAAGACUUGUUAAUAAGUCUCUUAUAAUUGUUGAUCAACAUGACACAUUUUCGAUGCAUGACUUGAUACAACAAAUGGGUAAGGAAAUUGUUCGCCGUGAAUCGCCACAAAUCCUCGGAAAGCGUAGCAGGUUAUGGCAUUAUAAGGAUGCUCAUGAAAUACUAACUGAAAAUAAGGGGUCAAACAAAAUUCGAGGCAUAAUGUUGUAUUCGCCUAAACCAGUUACAGUACAAUUACACAACGAAGCUUUCCAAAGGAUGGAAAAUCUCAAAUUUCUUAUAGUUUAUAAUAUAAAUAUUUGUGAACCACUUAAAUAUCUUCCAAAUGGGUUAAGGUUUCUUCAUUGGGGUAAUUAUCCUUUUCCCUUGCCAUCCAAAUAUUGUCCUCAAAAACUUGUUGCUCUCGAGAUGCCAGGUAGUCAAAUCAAAUUGGAAAAGCUAUUCAAGCAGGAUUUCCAAUUUGAAAAUUUGAAACGUAUCAAUCUCGAAUCUUGUGGAUUUAUUAAGAAAUUACCAGAAUUAUGCACCCCAAACUUGGAGAUAUUGGAUCUUUUUGGUUGUGUAAAUUUAGUUGAGAUUCAUGAAUCAGUUGGAUUUCUUGAUAAGCUUAAAACAUGGAGACUCUCUUGUUGCGAAGGGCUUAAAAUUCUUCCAAGUAACCUCAUGUUGAAAUCUCUUAAUUCUUUUGAUCUUUUUAGAUGUUCAAGUCUUGAGAAGUUCCCUAAUAUUCAUCCUGAAAUGAAAUGUUUAAGAGAUUUAGAUUUGCAAGAGAGUGGUAUUAGAGAGUUGCCUUCAUCAAUUGGAUAUCUAGGUGGGCUUACAAAAUUAUGCCUACGUGAUUGCCCAAAUCUUAGGGAUCUUCCGGACACCAUUUCUGGAUAUGGAUUUUUGAUGAUGGAACAUCUAGAUCUCAAACACUGUCUAAAUCUAAAUAAAUUAGACUUUUUGAUGCAGCCUAAUUACUUCCCUGCAUUGAAAAGUAUAUCUCUAUCUAGAACCAAUAUUAUUACCAUUCCUGAAAGCAUAAGUAGAUUUCCUAGAUUAAUCUCACUUUCUAUUCAAAAUUGCAAGCAACUACGUGAAAUUCUAGGCCUUCCAAAAUCGAUAAAAUGUGUAGAUGCAACAGAUUGCUUCAAAUUGGAUCUACAAUCAUUAUUGAGUCAGGUUGAAGUAAUUAUGGGGAUUUUACCAAAUACAUCAUGUGAAGGUGCAGGAACCAACCUAUUAAUAAAUACACAGUUAUCUGAUGACUUUGCAUCUAAAACUGAAUCAGAAGAUGAGGGCAUUACUUGUUUUAUUAUAGCACCAGGAGCUGAGAUUCCAGAGUGGUGUAAUCAUCGAAGUGUUGGAAAUUACAUUUCAUUCUGGGUUGGUCGCAAAUUUCCAAAAAUCGCUCUCUGUAUUGCUCUUGGACAGAAUGAGCCACAUCAGCAUGUUGCAGUUUACUUUUACAUCAAUGGUCGUGGAAAAUAUGUCUAUUUGAGAAGAACUUUUGAGGAAAAUUCUAGUUAUCUAUGGUUAGUUCCUUCGUGUCGUUCGUUUUUACAAAAUCAUUUGGACGUCUCAUAUCCAUCCGAACAGAAUCUUGUUGAGUUUGUAUAUGAAAUCAAACCCAAAAGGUGUCAUCGUAGACAUUGUCCUUCUUAUAAGUCAAGACCACAAAAUCCUACGGUCAUCAAAAGGUGGGGAGUUCAUGUAGAAUGCAUUUGUUGUCCUCACAAAUCUGGUAUUCCUUACCUUCCAUUUCAAAGUGCAGAGUCUUCCUCAGUCCAUGAUAACUCCAAGCCCCUGCCUUUACUAGCUUUUUUCCCCUCUUCUUCUGCGUCAGAUAUGGAUAGGAGGAAUUUCAACAAUGAAGGAGAUUUGGGGAUUUCAAUAGAAACAACAACUAUUGCGUUUGACACUGCUUGGAGGAGGGACUUUGAUCCUGAUGAGUUUAAAUUGACUUUACCACCAAAAGCGAUUUUCUCCUCACAAUUACAAUAUGAUGACCCCUGCUGGUGUCAAAAAACCAAAUAUGAGUCUCCAGGGUGUAUUUUAGUGAAUGCUGGUGGGUUUUCUUUGGUCGCUGAUGGUGCUGAGCUCCCACUUUUACUACAUCGUUCUCCCACUUGGUUUUGAGGCUUUUGAAGGAAUUUCAUAAUGAUUUGAGUUUAUCACCAAAUGAUUCAUGAUGCAGUAGAACGUCAGCCUCCUCUGGUCCCUGAUACAACUAAUGGAUCUGAUUUUGGCUUGGGCCAGCAUUAGGCUCAACUGUUAGUGGUGCGUGUGUUGCAUUUGGGUUUGUCUUCAAUGGCCCCUGACUCUGUAAAUGAUGACUCUGAUUUCAAUGUGUACACCGUCGAAGAAUAUGAGGAUACCUUGAUCAAACUUCAAACAAUUUUUGCCUUUCUUCUUUCCUUUGAUUCCCAUCUCUCCAAUUCCAAUUUAGCACCCUUCACUUUACCACCUCCAAAUUUCAUAUCAAGAUUGCCUGGCCAUGGUGGAAUAGCUUGAGCACCAGUUUCAACAUGAAAGACUUGCAUAAAUGGAUUGUGGUUUUCUGUUUGGUAUGAUUCUGCCUUAAAUCUGCACAACCGUUCCUUGGAAUUUUAGGGGAUUUCACCAUGUAUUGCAUUGUCCAUUGUGACAUAGAAGAUUUCAAAUAAUAAUUUUGUGGGUUACGUAGUACUUUACCUCUUGCAAGGCCAGUGCCACCUCCAAAUUUCAUAUCAAGAUUACCUGGGCCAUGGUGGAAUAGCUUGAGCACCAGUUUCAACAUGAAAGACUUUGCAUAAAUGGAUUGUGGUUUUCCUGUUUGGUAUGAUUCUGCCUUAAAUCUGCACAACCGUUCCUUGGAUUUUUAGGGGAUUUCACUAUGUAUUGUGUAAAGUUAUGUUUUUUUAAUGAACAGAA
Molecule: messenger RNA, 3669 nt
Organism: Quercus robur (English oak)
Lineage: Eukaryota; Viridiplantae; Streptophyta; Magnoliopsida; Fagales; Fagaceae
Product: disease resistance protein RUN1-like
Exons: 6
Biological process (GO): defense response
Molecular function (GO): ADP binding
Source: RefSeq, a predicted model, not a curated record